AUGGACAAGCAGGUAAGGCUGAUUUGGCAGCUUUUUAUUUGGGUUAAUGACAUUGAUCCCGCAGUUGCGCUGCCAUUAAUUUUCGGGUGUUCCAUCAGGCCAGGGGCGUUUAAUAGGCCGACAUCUCUGCUCAUGGCGGCGGCGGCGGUACAUGUGGACGGGGGAGCAGGUGGGCCAGGUCCACCAGCCAUUUUCUGGCGUAUACUGCGCAGCUAUGUAAUUGGUAGAAUGGGACGGCAUACGUGGACCUACGAAUGCAAAUUGAACAUUCGGGAAUAGUAACUGAUAUGGAAUAUGCGGGGUCGGCCCGACAUUUGGCCAAUCAGUGUCCAUACAUGGUUUGUUUUGCAGCAGGGCUUCUGACUCCUUUAAUUGGUCGGGUAAACCUCCAAUCCUGUCGACAGUUGGCGGCUCAUCAGUCAGCGGACGGCGUGAGACGGUUCUUCCUAGCAUGCCUGCUCUUUAUGACUAGUAGACUAAAUUAAUGAGACCUUUCGUAAUAGGAGAUUACAUAGGCUUUUGAUUUAACCCUUUGACAGCUUGCCGCGUACCUCGGUCACUCGGUAGAAAUUUGUCCUUUGUCAGGAUAGAGGAUGGCACUUCGUUAGGCUGUUCAAGACAUAACGACUGAAGUAAAAAAAACUGGCGGGAUUUCAGUAAAGCUAGUCUUAUGCAGGGAAGAUAAAGGACGGACAUUGUUGUCUUUUCGUAGGGAUGAAAACGCCUGUGGUACCAACUGUCCACCCCAUUUCUCCCGAGACAGUCCUUAAACCUACUAGAUAUGGGACCCGAACGUUUUCACUGACAGAAGGCAUAUAUAUAUGGCAAAUUUGUUUCCUGGAACUCGCGUAAGUUUAAGGCGUCACUUUUAAUAACACAGCCGCCUCCUCUCUUCACCCACUCAUAACUUUUAUGAUGUUAUCCAGUCGCAUUUCUCAACCGGUUGGUGCUCUGUGUUUGUAGGUAUUUCUAUUUUUCCGCAUUUAUCGUUCUUCCCAGUAUAUAAAUAGUCUCAGUGGGAAAAUCAAUGUGAAAACGACCCUCAGUCGCGCCGCAGGAUUUUACCAGCAGCUCCUGGACGUGAACGACCAACUACCGGAUGACGUUCGUGUCACCCUGGGCUUUAUUCCACCGCCGACGGAGAACCCGUCUGGCAGUGCUGACGACUCCACCCUUCUCUUCUCCGGUAGUUACUGCGGUGGUAACAAUCCCCUCGACGCCUCAGCGGCGAAUUCCGGCGAGGAGACGCGCUUUCUUAUGGACAGCCGCAACUCACCCAGUCUUGAGGUUGGUCAGGACGCCGGUGAUGUUGACCUCGAGAACCCGCAGUCCUCCCCCCACCCAGACUUUGAUACCAUGGUGAUGCAUGACCCCUUCGCACCUGGCGCCUCUCAACCAGUCACAUUCCUCUCCCCUCCUAAGCGAAUCCAUCCCAAUCGGGGGGCUCAUUGA
This is a messenger RNA of Spirometra erinaceieuropaei, 1452 nucleotides long. Lineage: Eukaryota; Metazoa; Platyhelminthes; Cestoda; Diphyllobothriidea; Diphyllobothriidae. The record is from the annotation of a GenBank genome assembly.